AUGCUGUUUGUGAGUCUAUGCAACCAGCUGUAUGCUGUGGCGUUCAUCACCAAAUGCCAAAAACAAUGGAUUUCAGAGCCAAAGGCAAAGAGGGUGCUUGAGGGUUCGUGUUCAUCUCCUCACGCUGCGCCGGAAACAGGGUACGGGCUCUGGCAACGGCAGAGAAGUGCCCAUCCGCGGCGUAGGGGUCAGAAAAGGAAGUUGGUGACAAAAAUGAUGGAGUGUGAUAUAAACUACUCCCAAACAAAGAGAAGACCAUUGGUCUGGAAGAAGAAGGGAUGGCGUUUCAAGCUACCUUCGCCGGAAGAAUUGGAGGGCCUGGGUAUGAAAGAUACCCUGAAUUACGGCCAAGACGGUGCAGCCCCCAUGGUGGGAGUACACCGACGAGCAUAA
Messenger RNA from Linum trigynum, 393 nucleotides. The record is from the annotation of a GenBank genome assembly. NCBI's taxonomy places the organism in Eukaryota, Viridiplantae, Streptophyta, Magnoliopsida, Malpighiales, Linaceae.